Molecule: messenger RNA, 2233 nt
Organism: Plectropomus leopardus (leopard coralgrouper)
Lineage: Eukaryota; Metazoa; Chordata; Actinopteri; Perciformes; Serranidae
Source: RefSeq, a predicted model, not a curated record
CUCCAGGACAACUUUGGAUUUGACCUUCAGGCCGUGGAGGCGGCCACCAAGAAGCACGAGGCAAUAGAGACGGACAUCGCGGCGUACGAAGAGCGCGUGCAGGCCGUGGUGUCCGUGGCGAAGGAGCUUGAGAUGGAGCGUUACCACGACAUCAAACGCAUCACGGCUCGGAAGGACAACGUGAUCCGUCUGUGGGAGUACCUGCUGGAGCUGCUGAAGGCGCGCAGACAGAGACUGGAGAUGAACCUGGGCCUGCAGAGGGUCUUCCAGGAGAUGCUCUACAUCAUGGACUGGAUGGACGAGAUGAAGAUGCUGCUGCUGUCUCAGGACUACGGGAAGCACCUGCUGGGCGUGGAGGACCUGCUGCAGAAGCACGCUCUGGUGGAGGCCGACAUCGCCAUCCAGGCGGACCGGGUGAAGGCCGUCAGCACCAACGCCACCAAGUACUCCGUCACCGAUGAUGGCUACAAGCCGUGUGACCCUCAGGUGAUCCAGGACCGUGUGUCCCACCUGGAGUUCUGCUACCAGGAGCUGACUCAGCUGGCCGCCGAGCGCCGCGCCCGCCUGGAGGAGUCCCGCCGCCUCUGGAGGUUCUUCUGGGAGAUGGCGGAGGAGGAGGGCUGGAUCCGCGAGAAGGAGCAGAUCCUGUCCUCCGUGGAGCACGGCAAGGACCUGACGGGGGCGUUGCGCCUCCUCAGCCAGCAGAGCGCCCUGGAAGACGAGAUGAGCGGCCGCGCCGGACACCUGCAGCACACCAUCACGGAGGGCCAGGCCAUGGUCACGGCCAACCACUUUGCCGCCACAAAGAUCCAGGAGCGCAUCGACGACCUGCAGGCGCAGUGGGCGGCGCUGGAGCAGCUGGCGGCGGUGAGGAAGAAGAGGCUGCAGGAGGCUCUGGCGCUGCACCAGUUUCAGGCGGACGCGGAUGACGUGGACGCCUGGACACUGGACGCCCUGCGCAUUGUCUCCAGCGGAGAGACGGGCCACGACGAGUUCUCCACCCAGGCGCUGGUCAGGAAGCACAAAGACGCGGCGGCGGAGGUCGCCAGCUACCGGCCCGUCAUCGACUCGCUCCACGAGCAGGCCGCCGCGCUGCCCAGAGAGGAGGCGGAGUCAGAGGAGGUGCGUGGGCGUCUGAGCGGCAUCGAGGAGCGCUACAAGGAGGUGGCGGAGCUGACGAAGCUGAGGAAGGAGGCACUGCAGGACGCGCUGGCGCUCUACAAGAUGUUCAGCGAGGCCAACGCCUGCGAGGUCUGGAUCGACGAGAAGGAGCAGUGGCUCAACAGCAUGGAGAUCCCCGAAAAACUGGAGGAUCUGGAGGUCAUUCAGCACAGGUUUGAGAGUCUGGAGCCGGAGAUGAACAACCAGGCGUCUCGUGUGGCCGUUGUGAACCAGAUCGCCCGGCAGCUGACGCACAACGGACACCCGAGCGAGAAGGACAUCAAGAGCCAGCAGGACAAACUCAACAACAGGUGGAGCCAGUUCCGGGACCUGGUGGACCAGAAGAAGGAGUCCCUGAACUCGGCUCUGGGCGUGCAGAACUACCACCUGGACUGCAACGAGACCAAGUCCUGGAUCAAGGAGAAGACCAAAGUCAUCGAGUCCACGCAGGAGCUGGGCAACGACCUCACCGGGGUCAUGGCCCUGCAGCGCAAACUGACCGGCAUGGAGCGUGACCUGGCCGCCAUCGAGGACAAGCUGGGCGAUCUGCGCGGCGAGGCGGCGCGGCUGGCGGAGGAGCACCCCGAGCAGGCCAAGGCCAUCACGGGCCGCCUGGCCGAGAUCACCGCUGUCUGGGAGGACAUGAAGAACACCCUGAAGAACCGCGAGGAGUCUCUGGGCGAGGCCAGGAAGCUGCAGCAGUUCCUGCGCGAGCUGGACGACUUCCAGUCCUGGCUGUCCCGCACACAGACCGCCAUUGCCUCCGAGGACAUGCCCAACACGCUGGCCGAGGCCGAGAAGCUGAUGGCGCAGCACGAGGGCAUCAAGAACGAGAUCCACAACUACGAGGAGGACUACCAGAAGAUGCGGGACAUGGGCGAGAUGGUGACGCAGGGCCAGACGGACGCGCAGCACAUGUUCCUGCGCCAGCGGCUGCAGGCGCUCGACACCGGCUGGAACGAGCUGCACAAAAUGUGGGAGAACCGGCAGAACCUGCUGUCUCAGUCCCACGCCUACCAGCUGUUCCUGCGGGACACCAAGCAGGCUGAGGCCUUCCUCAACAACCAGGUGG